AUGAGGGUGUCGUGGGUUUCCAUGGAUGUAUGUGUAUAUGUGGGUGCUAUGAGGGUGUCGUGGGUUUCCUUGGAUGUAUGUGUACAUGUGGGCGCUAUGCGGGUGUCGUGGGUUUCCUUGGAUGUAUGUGUGGGCGCUAUGAGGGUGCCGUGGGUUUCCUUGGAUGUAUGUGUGGGCGCUAUGAGAGUGUCGUGGGUUUCCUUGGAUGUGUAUGUACAUGUGGGUGCUAUGAGGGUGUCGUGGGUUUCCUUGGAUGUAUGUGUACAUGUGGGCGCUAUGCGGGUGUCGUGGGUUUCCUUGGAUGUAUGUGUGGGCGCUAUGAGGGUGUCGUGGGUUUCAUUGGAUGUGUAUGUACAUAUGGGUGCUAUGAGUGUGCCGUGGGUUUCCUUGGAUGUAUGUGUGGGCGCUAUGAGAGUGUCGUGGGUUUCCUUGGAUGUGUAUGUACAUGUGGGUGCUAUGAGGGUGUCGUGGGUUUCCUUGGAUGUAUGUGUACGUGUGGGCGCUAUGAGGGUGUCGUGGGUUUCAUUUGGAUGUAUGUGUACAUGUGGGCAGUAUGAGGGUGUCGUGGUUUUUUGGGGAUGUAUGUGUGGGUGCUAUGAGGGUGUCGUGGGUUUCCUUGGAUGUAUGUGUACAUGUGGGUGCUAUGAGGGUGGCGUGGGUUCCUUGGAUGUGUGUGUACAUGUGGGUGCUAUGAGGGUGUCGUGGGUUUCCUUGGAU
This is a messenger RNA of Saccoglossus kowalevskii, 717 nucleotides long. RefSeq lists its product as uncharacterized. The record is from RefSeq and is a predicted model, not a curated record. NCBI's taxonomy places the organism in Eukaryota, Metazoa, Hemichordata, Enteropneusta, Harrimaniidae.